Molecule: messenger RNA, 691 nt
Organism: Nyctereutes procyonoides (raccoon dog)
Lineage: Eukaryota; Metazoa; Chordata; Mammalia; Carnivora; Canidae
Gene: SPATA33
Product: spermatogenesis associated 33
Exons: 3
Coding region: 412-675 (87 amino acids)
Cellular component (GO): cytoplasm; nucleus
Source: RefSeq, a predicted model, not a curated record
GUGGGCUCACUUAUGGGACUUUCCAAAAGCAAACACAAAUCUAGGAAAGGUAACGGAGCGCCGGCGCCUCCCCGCGUACUCGCCCCUGGAGACGCCCGCGCAGCCUCGGGGAGCCGGCAGGGCUGACUCCUCGUCCGUGUGUUUCAGGGGAGAAGGGGCGCGGGCACUCCGUGGCGAAGGCUAGGGAGAGGUCGAUGGACAGGCAAUCUCAGGAACUCGAGAAACCUCCGGACAGCAGGCCUGCAGACAGCUUCCCAGGGAAGAGAGGGGCACCCAAGCGGCUGCGACCUUCCUCGUCCGAAGUGGAAGGGAGAUGAUUAUGUACUGGAUGGGACCCCAGAUAAUGGACUACAGGCUGCCACCCCUGUAUGUGCAGAUAUGGAUCUCAGCCAUGACACAGUGUGAUCCUAAAUGCAUCAAACUCCACAUGCACAUAUGAAAUGUCUGAAAGGAAAAGAAUCCUCCAUGGAGAAACCUGAUGUAAAGGUAACGUCGAGCAAGAAGAAAUUUGCCAUUCCACAGAUCAUCAUCACUAGAGCCUCUAAAGAGACUCUAGCCAGCUACAGUUCCAUUGGAAGCGAAGAGCAGAGAACCAUUCAGGAGCAGGUUGAAUGGGGCCCCUACUACCGACAUAGAAACCCCAGUACAGUAGAUGCCUAUGAUUUACAAGAAUAAACAAGCACCCCAAAUA